Messenger RNA from Nicotiana tabacum (common tobacco), 2117 nucleotides. RefSeq names its product protein NUCLEAR FUSION DEFECTIVE 4-like. NCBI's taxonomy places the organism in Eukaryota, Viridiplantae, Streptophyta, Magnoliopsida, Solanales, Solanaceae. Gene Ontology annotation, cellular component: membrane. The record is from RefSeq and is a predicted model, not a curated record.
GUAUAAAUAUUAAACCUCCCAUGAAAAUUGGAAACCUCAAAGCCGUUGACGAAGUACCAGCUGAACCCCAGAUCGGAAACUCAGAAAAAAAGCUUGUCCGAUCUGACGGAGACUUCAAAACUGAUGACGGCAGAUUUCAGUUUGAGAAAUUGGGGAAAAAACUUAGGCCCCCAUAACAUUCUCAACGGCCGAUGGUUCACAGUUUUCGCUUCAAUCUUGAUCUUGUCAGUUUCUGGUGGCACUUACUUAUUUGGUCUUUAUUCACAACAUGUCAAAUCUUCAUUGGGUUAUGACCAAACAACCUUAAAUUUGUUGAGCUUUUUUAAGGAUGUCGGUGCUAACGUAGGAAUUAUAGCUGGGUUAAUUAAUGAAGUUUGUCCGCCUUGGGUUGUUCUUUUAAUUGGAUCAGUGAUGAAUUUUUCAGGGUACAUUUACUUGUGGUUAGCAGUCAACGGUGAUGAAUUAGUCAAACCACAGGUUUGGCAAAUGUGUUUGUGUUUAAUGAUUGGUGCUAAUUCUCAGACUUUUACUAAUACUGGUGCUUUAGUUACGUGUGUCAAGAAUUUCCCUGAAAGCAGGGGAAUUGUAAUUGGAUUGUUAAAAGGGUUUGUUGGUUUAAGUGGUGCAAUUAUUACACAGUUGUUUCAUGCAUUUUAUGGGAAUGAUGGGAAAUCUUUAGUCUUGCUUAUUGCUUGGCUCCCUCCAUUUGUUUGCUGCAUUUUGCUUAAAUAUGUUAGGGUUAUGAAAGUCAUUAAUCUUCAAGAAAAUGAGGUCAAGAUUUUCUAUCAACUUCUUUACAUAUCACUUGGUCUAGCUGGAUUUCUGUUAAUGAUCACUAUUUUGCAGAAUAGGGUAGCCUUUAGUUUGGUUGAGUAUAGAUUGAGUUCUUGUAUCGUGCUGCUUUUGCUAUUUGCGCCUAUAGUUAUUGUAAUUAGAGAAGAGUUAAAACUCGGGAAGAGCAAGAAACUAGUAUUUGAUGAGUCUGUGCCGUUGAAAGGAACAGAACAAGUGAAGUUACUUUCAAGAAAUCAAGCAAAAGGAGUUUCAUGGUUCAAGAAUGUUUUUAAGCCACCGGAGAGAGGUGAAGAUUAUACGAUUUUGCAAGCACUUUUGAGCAUUGAUAUGUUGAUUUUGUUUAUUACUACUAUCUUUGGAGCUGGUGGAACGUUGACAGCUAUCGAUAACAUAGGUCAAAUUGGUAAGGCAUUAGGAUAUCCUAACAUGAGUAUUGCAACAUUUACUUCACUAGUGAGUAUAUGGGGUUAUCUUGGAAGAGUAGUUUCUGGCUUUGCCUCUGAGAUUUUGUUGACAAAGUAUAAAGUCCCUCGUCCGUUGAUGCUUACUUUGGUGCUUCUUCUAUCUUGCUUUGGCCAUAUUCUUAUAGCAAUGGGAGUUCCAAGUUUUCUUGAAGUCGCGUUGGCUAUACUUGGGUUUUGCUUUGGAGCUAUGGCACCGUUGAUAUUUUCAAUCAUAUCUGAACUUUUUGGCCUAAAACACUAUGCUACAUUGCUCAAUUUUGGCGGCGCAGCUAGCCCAAUUGGGGCUUAUGUGUUCAAUGUUAGAUUGGUUGGUCAUUUUUAUGACAAGGAAGCUUUGAAGCAAAUGGCAGCCUUGGGACUUUUAAGGAAGCCUGGGGACCAUUUGACAUGCAUCGGUAUCGAGUGUUAUAGGCUUUCUUUUCUGAUUAUUGCUGCAGCAAGUUUUGUAGGGUGCAUUGUAUCAUACAUUUUGGUGCUUAGAACAAGAAAGUUCUAUAGAGGUGAUAUAUACAAGAAAUUUAGGGAGCAAGCUUAACUUUUGGAGGCUCAGAGUAAGCUUGGCCAAAUAGUUUCAUUCUGCCACACAUUUUGUAACAUGCUAUGAUUUAUAGCUAAAAGUUUUAAGUCCUACUGAUCCAUUAUAGGGGAUAUGGAAUAUGAAAUUUAGGGAGCAAGCUUAACUGCUGGAGGCUCAGAGUAAACUUGGCCAAAUAGUGUAUGCUCCACACAUUUUGUAACAUGCUAUGGUUUAUAGCUAAUAGUUUGAGUCAUAUUGAUUGAUUAUAUGGGAUACCGAAUAUGAACCAGUGUAAUACAUUAUACAGAAAUCAAGAAAAUAGAUUGACAUGUUGACAAAUA